Aspergillus brunneoviolaceus CBS 621.78 is the source of this 483-nucleotide messenger RNA. RefSeq lists its product as uncharacterized. Lineage: Eukaryota; Fungi; Ascomycota; Eurotiomycetes; Eurotiales; Aspergillaceae. The record is from RefSeq and is a predicted model, not a curated record. The transcript has a single exon. Bases 10 to 483 code for a protein of 157 amino acids.
CUAUGGGCGAUGUGUAUUGGCACCGGAGACGCUGUGUACACUGACGAUAGCCAAUCCACGGAGUCAUGGAGAUGGUGCAAACCAUACGGCACACACAGGAGGUCCACGGUCGUCCGCGGAGCCGUCAAUAAGUAUCGUCUCCUCGUGACGGAAGUCGCAGAUAAAGAAAAGAUAGUCCUCUACGAGGCUGACAUUGCAACGGAGCUUCUAGGUGGGCUCAAGAAUCCGAAGGAGGCAGAUCGUCCAAUGAAUUGGCCCAUUGUUAGACGCAAAAAGAUACCAUACCAGCCUUACAAUACCUUCCCUGAAAGGAUUACGGCUGAGCUCCAGACGCCUGGAUUCUCGCCACUUGAUAGAACCAGUUCGAUACCCGACAGUUCGGUCCCAGACAUGGAUGGUAAGACUCGAAGAGGUCAGAAACGGCCGCACGAUGCAGAGGAGGAUACACCAUGCAAGCAGACACGGAUCUCCGACACGUCAUAG